Molecule: messenger RNA, 1872 nt
Organism: Cryptotermes secundus
Lineage: Eukaryota; Metazoa; Arthropoda; Insecta; Blattodea; Kalotermitidae
Gene: Tm1
Product: tropomyosin Per a 7.0102
Exons: 8
Coding region: 45-1475 (476 amino acids)
Biological process (GO): muscle contraction; actin filament organization
Cellular component (GO): actin filament
Molecular function (GO): actin filament binding
Source: RefSeq, a predicted model, not a curated record
AGCGAUUUCACCGUUGUGCCAAAAUCAGAGUCAAAACUAAGGCCAUGAUUGCAGUGCGCAGACGUGAGCGGUCUUCUUCAAAAAUAACAACGGUAACUCAGUCGUACGCGUCUUACGGGAAGGUUAGUCGAACUGGAAGGAAGAAGCCAUACGAUUCACAUAGCAACCGCAGUGCGCGACCGCGCUCUCUGCCAGUCAGGGUUAAAUCUGUUGGUGGUAAGCACGGCCGAGUGGCGGCGCUCAUAUCUGCGACCACACGGCCAGCAGUUCAAGAUGGCAGGCAUCGUGUGGUUAAGGUGGUAAGGACUAUGGCUGACAAUAACACAAGGAAACGUGGUUUGCAGGCAACAGUAUCGUCUUCGAGAGGACGUGGGAUCACCAUUUCGGAAGGAGUUCGUUACCAGUCACUACCUCAACAGCUUCAAACGGCAACAGAUAAUGCCACAACAAGUGGCAAUAGUAGGACCACAACACCAAAGACAAGAAACAAAACGAAACGAAAGACACCACGACAUAGUGAAACCUGUAGAAGUGUAGAAACUGUUGCGCACCAUACAUUAAGUGAUAUUGUUGAUAGUGACAUCACUAGUAUAAGUACACGGCCGGCAGCGGAAGGAAGCAGUCACAGUGACCACGAAGAAACCGUAGAUGCAGACCCAGAAACAGAGGAACUCGCAAAGCUCAGAUGCCCGAGUGAAAGGACCGAAGUUAUUGCUGAGAGGGAAACACAAAGACGGAGGAGAUGUGCCGACUAUCCCGGAUUCGCCUUCGGGUGUUCGAUAUUUGCUUCCGAUACGCUUAUGAAAUUCAGCAUCAUCCGAAACGAACUUCAGAACAUUAAAAACUCACAGCUUAAAAGGGCUGAGAGUGAAGUUGCUGCCCUGAACCGUCGCAUCCAGCUGUUGGAAGAAGACCUGGAGAGGUCUGAGGAGAGAUUGGCCACUGCUACAGCAAAACUGGCAGAGGCUUCACAGGCUGCUGACGAGUCUGAGCGGAUACGGAAGGCAUUGGAGAAUCGUACCAAUAUGGAAGAUGAUCGUGUAGCAAUCCUUGAAGCACAACUGUCUCAAGCUAAACUUAUAGCUGAGGAGGCAGAUAAGAAAUAUGAAGAGGUGGCCAGAAAGCUGGUGUUGAUGGAACAGGAUUUGGAGCGAGCUGAGGAACGUGCAGAACAGAGUGACAGUAAGAUUGUGGAGCUUGAAGAGGAGCUUCGUGUUGUUGGCAACAACCUGAAGUCUCUUGAAGUGUCUGAAGAAAAGGCGACCCAGCGGGAAGAAACGUUUGAAGAACAUGUUAAAACACUUACUGGAUCACUGAAAGAGGCUGAGGCUCGUGCUGAGUUCGCUGAGAGAUCAGUGCAGAAGUUGCAGAAGGAGGUUGACAGGCUUGAGGAUGAAUUGGUACACGAGAAGGAGAAGUACAAGUACAUUUGUGACGAUCUUGAUAUGACUUUCACCGAACUUAUUGGCAACUAAACAACCACAACUGGCGUGGGUCUUGUUCAGUUGAAUGCCUGGGUUCACAUAGCAAACAUCAACUUCAUCUAAGGCAGUAACGUACUUCAUCUUUUUCUUGGAAGGUGCUAAUAUUGGUGGAAUGUAAUUAUGGUGUUUAAAAUUCAGUCAUAUUUAUAUAACAUUACUAUGUGGACCCAUCUUGUAGUUUGGUCAUCAAGAAUACAAGAACUGUAAAAAUUUAAAUAAACAUAUUAUUUACUAUAUUAGAAGUUUUAUUUGGUUGGUAUAAUUUUUCCUCUGUUAAUUAUGAUCUAUGUUUAUGUUAAUUUGUCUUAUUUCUUAAUUUGGGAUUAUUUAUGGUUUUUAUUAAAACAAUGUAUAAAAUAUUAAAGAAAGAAAAUUGAUAUGUGAAGUA